This is a messenger RNA of Athene cunicularia (burrowing owl), 2897 nucleotides long. It is a transcript of the gene OARD1, whose product is annotated as O-acyl-ADP-ribose deacylase 1. The transcript has 6 exons. Lineage: Eukaryota; Metazoa; Chordata; Aves; Strigiformes; Strigidae. Gene Ontology annotation, biological process: peptidyl-glutamate ADP-deribosylation. The record is from RefSeq and is a predicted model, not a curated record. The coding region runs from base 357 to 812 and encodes 151 amino acids.
CUCAGGCCGCCGCGGGGAAGCAGGAGCAGGCUGGGGUUGAUUCAUGUGGGGAGUGCUGGGGAGGGGCUUCGUGGCGGCAGCCUCGGCCCGGCGGAUCGUUUUCCGCGCCGUGCCCGCGGGUCUGGCCUGCUGAAGGGUUCCCUGAAGGGACGGGGUGGCUUGGCCCGUGGGUGCUAGUUGUGUGGUGAACCUUGGCCUGGGGCCUCCUUGCACCUCAUGGGCUGUGGGGCUGCAGCGGGAGAGCGUGCACCGCACUAACCGGGGUACUGGCCCCCUCCUUUGCUGUUUUCAAGGGGUGUAUUGAUUGUCCCAGUUGUCCCUCAGCUGCAGGAGUCUUCACCAUAGCUCACGUUACCAUGGCCACCCACUUCUCCAAGGAUCAGGAGGAGAGAAUCAAGUGUGUUAAGGGGGACCUUUUCUCGUGCCCCCAGACGGACGCAUUGGCUCAUUGCAUCAGCGAGGACUGUCGCAUGGGUGCAGGCAUAGCUGUUCUUUUUAAGAAAAAGUUUGGAGGCGUACAAGAGCUGUUGGAUCAACAAAAGAAGACUGGGGAGGUUGCAGUCCUCCAAAGAGAGGACCGAUACAUUUACUACCUGAUUACAAAGAAGAAAGUUUCUCACAAACCAACGUACGAGAACAUGCGAAAGAGUUUAGAAGCCAUGAAAGCUCACUGUCUAAACAAUGGAGUUACUGACAUUUCCAUGCCUAGGAUUGGAUGUGGACUUGACCGCCUGGAUUGGAAUAAAGUUUCAGCAAUACUUGGGGAAGUGUUUGAAGACACAGAUAUAAAGAUCACAGUUUACACUCUGUGAGCAAAAGAGUUUAAAGAGAGCCCCAUUUCCCUUACUUUCAGGAGUAGAAAACUGUUAACUGAUGAGGGGGGAAACUGCAUGCCAAGCACAUUCUUUGUUUGAGCAUAGCUAGCUCACUCUUGUGUUGGCAACAACAACAGAAAAGCUCCAGUGCAGAUAAUUUGGGAUAUAGUGCUCAGAGAGCCUGUGAAGAAGGCAGGAGUGUUGUAACCCUCGGGGAGAUCCCAGUUUGUCCCAGCAUGCCACCAGAUGUCACUGGUCCUCCACGGAGCACCUGCCUGCGCUAGAGCUUCUACAUAAAGCUUCCAGUUCCUCUGCAGAGUGCAACUGGAGCCGUCUGUUGCUUAGGGAUUUGUUGGUUUGUAGUUACGAUUGAUAAUGAUGAGCUGUGGAGCUCUGUAACUUAAAAAAAAAAAGUUCUGCGAUGUUCAUAUCAGGCAUACAGUUUACUCACUCUGUUUGUUACAGGAUUAAAAAUUUAAUUUCUACCUUCUGGCCACAAAUAGUUUUUUGUUAUGAGAUUGUACUUGCUAGGAAUCAUGCUGUCAACAUUAAAUAAAUAGCUGUUCAGUACUAUGCUGGCAGGUGAGAGCACGGUCCUUUGAAAAACACUUAUGUCUGUGUUGUGGCUGUAUUCUAGAGGACAGCUGAGUGUCGAGGGGGGAAUGCUGGAGAUGUGUAAAGACACCAUGUGGGCGCAUUUUUAUGCUGUAUAAUUGGUGUAGUUUGCAAAACUCUGUUUUCUGAGAAUCCGCAUGUGAAUGGCUUGUGCUGUAAAAAGUCCUAGUAUGGAAUUUAAGGUUCUUUUCCUACUGCGUUUGUAGUUUAGCUUUUACGUGUAGGUUGGUGUUUGUCACCAACAGCAAAAGCAAAUUGGUAACACAGUUCAUCAUGUCAUUGGUCAACACUUGAUUUUUGGAAGCUUAAUUCCAGUGCUGAGGAACUAUCACACAGUCUGCAUUUCCUUUAAGUUUGGUUUUUCCCACCCUCCUUUAAUAACAGAUCUUUUUGACUUCUCUCAUAGUGAGUGCCCAAAAAGAUGCCACGUAUGUUGAAUAAACUUAAAAGAUGGGACAUAACAGUUGAAAAGUUUGUAGCGUAACAUAGGGUUUCUAAUUGGUUUUUUGCUAUGAAUUGAAUGGGUGGAGCGUUUUCUCAGCAUUGUGGGUUAAUCUGUAUUGUGUGGUUUCUUUGCUGAUCCUGUUUGUGUCUUCAAGAACUUCAUAUCAUUACUCUCCCUGUUUGUUGACUAUUCUUUGUAAACUUGUUUUUGGUGAAUUAUUACUGUAGCUAAAUACACAACUGGGAAAAAAAAAUAAACUGAGUAAGACAUACAGGAAUGUGGAGUAUUGAGCUGGUCAAGAGUGGACAUCAGGACUGUUCAGUGAUUUAGUCUUUAUUUAUGUUUGGUUUUUAAAUCGAGUGGUAAAGAGAUGAAAUCCAGAGUGGCUCCACAAAGGUUUUUCUUAAUUGCUGCUUGUUUUUUCUGCCUUGAAAAUUUAUGCCAGGAUUUAGUGCAGCUGACUGAGGUAAGGGAUGGGUGUGGUCAGCAGUUGUAUGUGUGUGUGUGUCUGACACUAUUCAGCCUGUGACAGUGCAGGAGAAACCAAUGUGAACGACUGACUGGAAGAGUGAACCCUGUCUGGCUCCUUUUCUUAACUGAUGACUGUCCCUGUGACCCUUGUUUGUUUUAUAGAGAGAGUGAUAUGCCCAUAUUUCCUCUCUCUGUCUCCUACACUUGUAUGUACUCUUGAAAUUUUUUUGGCAUAUAGUAAUUCUUUCUCAUGCUGCACUUCAGCUAUGAAAUAUUUCAUACAUGGCUGUCCCAGGAUGUCUCACUUGUCAGAUUAAAUUUAGGACCUCUUGCAAAUAGAGAAGGAGGAAUAAACAGUACUAUAGCUUUUUGAAGUGACUUCCAAUUUUAUUUUGCUUUUUUUCCCAGUUUUAUGUCACAAACAUCAUUGAACAAGGGGAAAAGGUAUUUGAUGUAUUUGAAAUCAAGUUCCUAGGACUCCAUUGUAACUUAGAAUAGACCAGUUAGCCCUAAUUUAAAUCACAGCUCUGAUUAUUGAGGAGGAAAGGGGA